AUUUCUCAUCCUUGGACAGACGGCUGCGCAUUCUACGUACUCCGCGACCCCCCUCCAGCCCUUCACCGGAGCCGAACCGAGGCGAGCGAGGGCAUCUUUACCGGAGUUUGACCCGGCGUUACCUCCGCUCUGGAAAAAAGUGCGAGGAUUCAUCCGAGAAGAGGUGCUUUGAAUCGAGAUUUUCAGACGUUUGGAAAGUGUUCUUCUGACCACAUCUGCUGGACAAACCCACCGCCUUCGUCUGUUCUGCCCUCGUCCUGAAUGCCCCCCUGCGUUUCCCUUUGGAUCUGAAAUAGACACUUACUAUCUUACUGUUAGCACCUGUUAGCAGCCAGCAUGGAGCGCAGCAGCUGGAGCGGCAGUGAGAGUCCAGGUGAGGACAUGGACAGACUCAGUGACUCUGGAGGAGACAAGACCAUGGACGGGGACCCGGAGGGAGUGUGGAGCCCCGAUAUCGAGCAAAGCUUUCAGGAGGCGUUGGCCAUCUACCCCCCCUGUGGACGGAGGAAGAUCAUACUGUCAGACGAAGGCAAGAUGUAUGGUCGGAACGAGCUGAUAGCCAGAUACAUCAAGCUGCGGACGGGCAAAACGCGCACGAGGAAACAGGUAUCCAGUCACAUCCAGGUCUUAGCCAGAAGAAAAUCCCGGGAAUUUCAGUCCAAACUAAAGGACCAGAGUGCAAAGGAGAAGGCCCUUCAGAGCAUCUCCUCCAUGUCGUCUGCCCAGAUCGUCUCAGCCACAGCCAUCCACAGUAAACUCCUGCCCGGCAUAGUCAGGGCCAGCUUCCCCGGCAACACACAGCUGUGGCAGGGCAUGAUCCCCGGAGGACAGUCCAGCUCCACUGCAGAAGACAUCAAGCCCUUCUCACAGCAAGCCUACCCCGUUCAGACAGCAGGGACCACCACCAUCCCAGGCUACGAACCUCCCGCUGCCGCCCAGACGCACAGAGAGCCAGCGUGGCAGGGCCGCUCCAUCGGCACCAACAAACUCCGACUGGUGGAGUUCUCCUCGUUCCUGGAGAGUCAGAGGGAGCAGGAGGCUUACAACAAGCACCUGUUUGUGCACAUCAGCCAGUCGAGCCCGAGCUACAGCGACCCCCUACUGGAGUGCGUGGACAUCAGACAAAUCUACGAUAAGUUCCCUGAGAAGAAAGGAGGCCUGAAGGAGCUAUUCAGCAAAGGCCCACAGAACGCAUUCUACCUGAUCAAGUUUUGGGCGGAUCUGAACUAUAACGUACAGGACGACCCAGCAGCCUUCUAUGGCGUCACCAGUCAGUACGAGAGCUCCGAAAAUAUGACCAUCACCUGCUCCACCAAGGUCUGCUCCUUUGGCAAACAGGUGGUGGAAAAAGUGGAGACGGAGUACGCCCGCUUUGAAAAUGGCCGCUUCGUGUACAGAAUCAGCCGCUCCCCGAUGUGUGAAUACAUGAUCAACUUCAUCCACAAACUCAAGCACCUGCCCGAGAAGUACAUGAUGAACAGUGUGCUUGAGAACUUCACUAUUCUGCUGGUGGUGAGUAACAGAGAGACCCAGGAGACGCUGCUGUGCAUGGCCUGUGUUUUCGAAGUGUCCAACAAUGAACAUGGAGCUCAACACCACAUUUACCGCCUGGUCAAGGAAUAACACAAACUUACCCCAUCCCAUGUUUCAACGAUGGCCUUCUGAAGAGUCUUUCAGCCAAAUACUUUAGUGAAGGAACCAGCUGCCUUGUUUAACGCUGCCCUAUAGUCCUGUUUGAGUGGUGGACAUGGCAGGAUGGCAAAACUAUCAAAUCGACCAAGAGGAUUCGCAACUCAAACAUGUCCAAAACAUCACCACCCCCAAAAUCUGCAACCAUUUUGUAUUUUUGCUUUCAAUGAUGGUGCACUGGGGCUUGGUCCUAUUUGGGAAUUUCCUCUCAGGUGAUUGGAAAAACAUGACUGGCCUAAUAUAUGUAUGUGUGUGUGCGUAAAAACCUGUCUAUGGACACUGAAGUUCAGACCCUGUGUUUCACCAAUAUUCAGAAGAAGUAACACUACUAUCUGCAGUGAUUUUGUACAGAAACUAAUGUGUGUCUUCUAACACAAAAAGGAGGACUGUCCCAAAGAGAUGAAUCGCAUUUUACCCGCCUCUUGUAUGUUGAAAUUAUUGAAGCAUCUGAACAGGAUUAUCAGUAGUUGCAUAUAGACUAUAUUUUAAUUCUAAUAAGAUAUCUAAAAUAAUGUAAUUAAGAGAUUUAAAAACAAUUCAGGUAUCAUUCAAAUUGUUUUAGAUGGGAAAAUACAUGUCAAAAAAUAUGAAAGGCCCAUUUAGAACAGACACAAGUCACCGCGUAUCGAUGAAUCAACUUUAUAUGCCAGACAGAAAUAAAGCUUUAACAUACUGUAUAUACAGAUCACUAAUAAUUUGCCCAAAACAGAAUUUAACCAUCCUUCUCUAAAAACAAAUUAAGAAGAGUACAAAGCUUGAACUGAUAGAUUAUUAUAUAAAGAACAAUACAAAUUCUGAUAAUAAAUAAAUAAAUAAAAUAAAUAAAUAAACAAACAGACUUCUUUUAUCAAUUACCAAAAAGCAGACAUGCUUCAGCUGCAUGAAGUGCCUUUGAAGGGGAGCAGUCAUUUUGGGAUUCUAAAAAACAUAUUCGACAAAUGUACAUGUUUUAAGUGCUAAGAUAAUUUUUACAAAUGUCAUGCUAAUUGGUUUGUGUUGGGGCCAGCCUUAUGUGUUCUGUGUGUGAAAAACAUAAGCCUGAGCAGAUUUGAUGUUAAGCACAAGUUUAGUUGAAAUUACAAGUGCUCUUUGAGGCCCUCUGGUGGACAAGUGCGGUCCACCCCAAAGCCGUGAAUUUCCUCUUGGAUUUGUUUGUGGUUUGGGGGAAGUUUCUACUAAAUCCGAGCUUUGGUUGUUCUUGGAAAGGUCCACGCAGCAGCAGGAGUUUGUGGUGAGGUCACAUGAUCGCGUCAGCUAACACAGAGCUGGGACUCACAGUGGACUGAGCUGACAGCCUGGACUCUUAUCUUCACCUGCCCGACCAAAGACUCCCAUUUUUAAAUCACUAAACCUAAAAACACUGGCACUACAUACUGCUAUUAAGGGGUCAUUUACAUCACAAUUGACCAUUCAAGAUUUUUUUUACUUGAAAAUAUGAUCAGAUUUGUGUACAGUGUUAAGUAGCUAUAUAGGUUAUGAAUAGGAUGCUAAUGAAUGCCAAAACAAUACUGCAGUAACAUCUUGCCACACUGAAGAUUGGGUAAAAAAUCAAGUUAGUAUGUCAUGUUAGUAAGGUUAUUCUUGACAAAAUGUAUGAGAGUUUUGUGCAUUUCAAAGCACUAUAAAAAAGUAUUGUUUUAUCAACAGAGGAAAAGGGCACUAUGAAUUUGCAAUGAUGUGUUAAUAUGAAGAUAAUCAGCACCGAAUAUAAAAUAAAAUGACUCCUUAAUAGCAAUGGUCUUAAAACAUACAGAUCUCAUUCAGCAUGUAGACAGCCACCAACAGUUACAUCUUUUUGCGAUGCUCUAAUUUUCUGUUUAAAAGUGAAACUGUUUUUGAAGUUGUCGAUAUUUCCUUGUUGUAUUGUUACUGUUUUGUCUGUGCCCGCUGCAUAUUUAUCUGCUUUUCUGAAAUCCUCAAUGUGGCGUUCAAGUCCUGUCUGUAAUCACAAAUCCAAAAUGGCCUUGAAUAUUCGGACCCAGUGCAGCCUGUGUGUGCACUAGAGGGUUUCUAUGGUGCUUUGUAUAAAAGUGACAAUAACCUUUAUUACAGAUGCUGUGUAUAUUUGAUAUACUAAUGUUUAUCCAAUUUUGUGAGAGUAUCUUUAGAAGAAUCCCCGCCUAGUGGUGUGUGUGUUGGUACUGCACAGGGUCUGAUCUUCGCUUUGUAACCCCUCCCUCAUGGCUACAAGUAUGGUAAGGUAGAUAUUUUCUAGCUUUGUAGAAACUUUGUACCCAUAUGCUAUUCACUUGAAAUAAAUGGUCAGUUCAAAACUGU
This is a messenger RNA of Boleophthalmus pectinirostris (great blue-spotted mudskipper), 3966 nucleotides long. It is a transcript of the gene tead1a, whose product is annotated as TEA domain family member 1a. Bases 337 to 1623 code for a protein of 428 amino acids. Gene Ontology annotation, cellular component: transcription regulator complex. The transcript is spliced from 12 exons. Gene Ontology annotation, biological process: hippo signaling; embryonic organ development; regulation of transcription by RNA polymerase II. The record is from RefSeq and is a predicted model, not a curated record. Gene Ontology annotation, molecular function: RNA polymerase II cis-regulatory region sequence-specific DNA binding; DNA-binding transcription factor activity, RNA polymerase II-specific. NCBI's taxonomy places the organism in Eukaryota, Metazoa, Chordata, Actinopteri, Gobiiformes, Gobiidae.